AUGCGGUGGCGGCUUUUCCUUGCCGUGCUACUCCUUCAUCUGGGAUAUACCCAGGCCAAGGGGAAGCGACGAAAGUGCCCUCCAACUUCAUGGAGUGAGGGAAGAAUCGUCGAAACUGUGCUCGCAAACUAUACUCGAAUGCUGCCAGAAGCCGAAGACGCAGUCAUUGUCAAUAUCGAAUUGCAUGUCCAGGAUAUGUCAUCCCUGAACGAACUCACAUCAGAUUUCGAGAUCGAAAUUUUGUUCACACAGCUCUGGCACGAUCCGGCGCUGGCAUUCGCCCAUCUACCCGCUUGCAAGCGAAAUGUCACUAUGGAGAACAAGCACUUGAAAAAUGUUUGGACCCCCAAUACAUGCAUUAUAAACUCGAAAAACACGAUGAUUCACCGCUCGCCGGCCGAAAAUGUGAUGUUCAUCCUCUAUGAAAAUGGCACUGUCUGGGUCAAUCACCGGUUGAGUUUGAAGGCGCCAUGCGCGCUCGACCUUCGGCGCUUCCCAUUUGAUGUGCAAAAGUGCGAACUAAUAUUCGAGUCUUAUUCUCACAACUCCGAAGAGGUCGAACUCCAUUGGAUGGAAGAGCCGUUGACGUUAAUGAAGGAGAUCUUGCUGCCAGACUUUGAUCUCGUCAACUACAAUACUAAACGGGAUACAUUGCUAUAUCCGAAUGGAUAUUGGGAUCAAUUAAUGGUGACAUUCACGUUCAAGCGACGUUAUGGCUUCUAUAUAAUUCAAGCCUACGUGCCAACCUAUCUUACAAUCAUCGUCUCAUGGGUAUCAUUCUGUAUGGAGCCCAAGGCUCUGCCGGCCCGGACGACGGUCGGGAUCUCAUCGCUUCUCGCGCUCACAUUCCAGUUUGGGAAUAUCCUUAAGAAUUUGCCGCGGGUUUCCUACGUUAAAGCAAUGGAUGUGUGGAUGCUGGGUUGCAUCUCGUUCGUUUUCGGAACGAUGGUUGAGCUGGCAAUUGUCUGUUAUAUCACGCGAUGUCAAAAUAGCGGAUCCUCGCGAAGCCCUCGUCGUGAAUCACGGGCUAGGGCAGCAGUCUAUGCUAACGGAGGAUGUCGAAACCGUACACCUCAUCAUCCGAAUGGCACCAUUCUACGCGAAUCCCUUGUCAGCAACGGGACUAUCCGAGAGACGGCAGUUGAUGGGCCACCUGUCAGCGAUGCUUAUCGUGCCGCACCCCCUCCACUCCAUUACCACAUGCAUAAUUUUGACGUUGCGACACCGUUAACAUUGGAACAGGUGGGCGGGGCUCCUCCAGAUGAUGGUCAUGGCGAGGAACCACCCGGUUGUCUAGCCCGUUUCCAUCCAGAAGCUAUCGACAAAAUGUCCAUCGUCUGUUUUCCACUGGCCUUCACGCUUUUUAACCUACUCUACUGGUGGACCUACCUUGCCGAGACGUUUAAUCAAGAUUUUCUACCCAUCUCACACGAA
Mesorhabditis spiculigera is the source of this 1434-nucleotide messenger RNA. NCBI's taxonomy places the organism in Eukaryota, Metazoa, Nematoda, Chromadorea, Rhabditida, Rhabditidae. The record is from the annotation of a GenBank genome assembly.